UUCAAUUUAUAGAUUGUUUAAUACUAUUGUAGAAAACGUGAAUACCAUAGAAAUCAAAGAUAUUGUAGAGUGAAGUGCCUCUGAAGGGGAAAAGAGUAUAAUAGGUGUAACCCAGAGCGAAGAAUCGCUGGCGAAGGUGAACGAUAAGGAUGAAAAGCCUUCGCCGGAGCGGCAACAAGAAACACGGCAGAAUCAUGCCGGUGAAAUCGAAGCGAUUCGAACGGCGAUUGGUGAAGUUCGAGGAGCUUCCGGAGUACUUAAAGGAUAGCGAGUUCAUAUUGGACUAUUACCGCUCCGAAUGGCCCGUGAAGGAAGCCUUGUGGAGCAUCUUCGCAUGGCACAACGAAACCCUAAACAUUUGGACGCAUGUAGGAGGCUUUCUUAUAUUUGCCGUGUUGGCGGCUUUGAGCACCACCCCGGAGAUCUGGAAUUGGCUCAGAUCCUUUACGGCGCUCGGAUCGCCGACGAUGGCGGCGGAGAUUAAUAGCUCUGACAGUGACGCAUUCUUGGAUUUGCAUUUUAGACAAGUUAUGGACCCAUCCAUUCUUAGUGGGAUGAGAGGAUUUGGGGUGGCGACAAUUCCUCGAUGGCCAUGGUUCGUUUUCUUAGCUGGAGGAAUGGGCUGCCUAGCUUGCAGUUCUCUUUCCCAUCUUCUGGCCUGCCACUCUAAAGACUUUAACUUAUUCUUCUGGCGUCUAGAUUAUGCUGGGAUCUCUCUUAUGAUUGUGUGUUCCUUCUUUGCCCCUAUUUACUAUGCUUUCUUCUGCAAUCCUUACUCAAGGUUAUUUUAUUUGGCGUCAAUAUCUCUGCUUGGAGUUCUUGCCAUCAUUGCCCUGCUUGCACCUUCACUUUCUACCCCUCGGUUCCGACCCCUCAGAGCCACCUUAUUCCUUUCCAUGGGCUUUUCAGGUGUCAUUCCGGCAGCUCAUGCUGUUAUCCUGUACUGGGGUCAGCCUCAUAUAUUUGUUGCACUUGGAUAUGAGCUUGCUAUGGCCAUUCUAUAUGCCACUGGAGCAGGGUUUUAUGUUUCUAGAAUACCAGAACGAUGGAAGCCUGGAGCAUUUGACAUCGCAGGGCAAAGCCAUCAAAUUUUUCAUGUCUUUGUUGUUCUCGGCGCACUUGCCCAUAGUGUUGCCACACUAGUCAUAUUGGAUUUCCGACUGAGAUUACCUACUUGUGCGGAUUAGCCAAUUAAUACAUACAUGUUUUAGAACACUUGAGAGAGAUAUUGUAUCAGUUUCCUAUUGCAUGCAUUGUCAUAUUAUUGGAGUGAAAAAUGGUUGGGUAAUUGAGAGAGACCCUUCAACUUUUUCCUCAGAGCAAAGUAGAGUGAUAUUGUGUUUUAGCAAUUCUGAUUUUUUUUACAACUUUUAUUCUUGACGUAGUCAUAGAAAAUGUAAUCACAACAGAAAAAAGGGCAUUAUGAAGAAUGUUGUAUUUUCAAGCA
Molecule: messenger RNA, 1447 nt
Organism: Vigna umbellata (rice bean)
Lineage: Eukaryota; Viridiplantae; Streptophyta; Magnoliopsida; Fabales; Fabaceae
Gene: HHP2
Product: heptahelical transmembrane protein2
Biological process (GO): response to hormone
Cellular component (GO): membrane
Molecular function (GO): signaling receptor activity
Source: RefSeq, a predicted model, not a curated record